GGACAAGUACAAGCAAAAAUGUGUGGACCAUUUGACCAGUUAUAUUAUCAAGCUCCGUAAAUUUAUGAAGAAAUAUCCUCGAACACCUCCAAAUGAAACUGUAACUAGUGACUGCCUGGAUGAAGAAAAUGCAUUACCAGAUGGUAAUCAAGCUUACAGAAAGUGGAACAAUCUAAAUACUAAUGAAGUCGUUCGUGAUGCUGUACUCAGUAAUCAGAUUCCGCGAGCUCAGGGCUAUUUCACAGUCCAACAGAAAUCUAUGAAAGAUUUGAACAAACUCUUGCAAGCUGGUUUAAACCUUACAUACGAAUGUCUUUUGAAAAAAGACCUGCAGGAAGCGAGGGAACUUUUAAAAAAUAUGGGUUUUGAUGUGAAGAGAGAACUGCACCACAUCUGUUGCUACACAGCUGAUCGAGACCUUAGAGACUUCCUGGUGGAAAACCUCCAGGACUAUUUAUCUGUCGAAGAGAAGGAGAGGGUUAAGUUUGUUCACUUUGUAGAGAAGCUGUAUUCCUCCGCACAAAUCAUGGAAUGUCCUUUACAGAACGGGUAA
Molecule: messenger RNA, 553 nt
Organism: Rhincodon typus (whale shark)
Lineage: Eukaryota; Metazoa; Chordata; Chondrichthyes; Orectolobiformes; Rhincodontidae
Product: spatacsin-like
Exons: 4
Coding region: 65-553 (162 amino acids)
Biological process (GO): chemical synaptic transmission; axo-dendritic transport; axon extension
Cellular component (GO): cytoplasm; synapse; dendrite
Source: RefSeq, a predicted model, not a curated record